Molecule: messenger RNA, 1575 nt
Organism: Alternaria arborescens
Lineage: Eukaryota; Fungi; Ascomycota; Dothideomycetes; Pleosporales; Pleosporaceae
Exons: 1
Coding region: 1-1575 (524 amino acids)
Source: RefSeq, a predicted model, not a curated record
AUGAAGUCUCAGAAUACCUUCCGUCCUGCGAUCCUCCACCCUGCCUCGCUGAUAACGCUGUUCACUAUUUCUUUGGUACUGAUAGGGCUUGUAGAGUACGCCUGUCGCACACUUCCGAGUGUCGAUGACCCUAUCUUUGCGCCAAAACAACGCCGGGGGUCUACAGACAUACAGCACAUCUAUACUACCACGCAAGAUUACAGCAUUUUCAAGACUAUUACCGUUGUUGAAACCCGUCUGGCCAAUCAACACAGACAAUUCGAUUCUCAGCCUGUCGUCCCCGCUCCCGAGUCUAAUUUAUCUUUGGCACCUGAUCUGCCCAUAACGGAUUACGAAGGCGCCAUCCGCGAGACCUUGACAUUUACGCCCUGCAAUUCUUGCCCAGAAUUCACAGCAGCUAGUAGCGCGUAUCUAAGGAUCGAGACGUCAACCGCAACUACAACUCCCGUUCCAACGUUCCCCACACCAGCUGAUAGCGCCUACUUAAGGAUCGAGACAGCAACUACAAUCCCUGUUCCAAUAUCCACAGCAGCUAGUAGCGCCUAUUUAAGGAUCGAGACAUCGACCGCAACUACAAAUACCAAUGCAACGUCACCCGCGCCGAACUCCUAUCUUCGGAAGCAAAACGGCCACAUUGGUAGUACAUGGGACUACAUUCAAGGAGCCUAUCUUCCAACGCUGCUAUCUGUAAUGUUCACCGUCCCAUGGGUUAUCCUAAGCCGUGUGACCGCUUCCAUGGAACCUUUCUACUGUCUUGCGUCACCAAGCGGAGCCGCUGCCGAGAGAGCUCUGACCGUCAGUAUGAUCUCCCCGAUAUCGCCACUCUUGGCCAUAGAGAGCGGACAAUGGACGCGGCCAUUGACUGUACUUCUCGCUGUUUUGAGCGCGCUGAUCACUCCUCUCGCUCCCGAGACUAUAGGAAUUCAAACGAUCGGAAAGUGCGAUCACACUACUUUGGGCUGCACAGGGAGAAUAAGAGUUUUCGUCCCAGGGGCGAGAAUUAUCCAAGCACUUCUAGCCGUUAUGGCUAGCUCCACCAUCAUCGUUCUAAUCCUCCAGCGGCACAAGAAGUGGGUCUCUUCUUCGGAUCCGAGAAGCAUAGCGGCGCUAGCCGCUACUCUCUGGGGUACUGGAAUCAGAUCAAACUCAAAGACCUUGAGCGCUGCAACACAUAAAAACCACAUGAAACAAUUACUGGAAGGGUUUAGAUACAAAUUCGUUUCAGAGACUCAGAAUGAUGGUUCGACACGCGUUUGCCUCGUGAGCAUCCAAACAGGCCCUCAAAACUCGACACGCCAGGAUCAAAAGUCCCAAUACCCUGCGCUACAUAAUGAAAGCCACAUUGUUCCGGUUAUUGCGAGACGCCGAUUCUCAUCUAUCGCGUUCCUUUUUCUCUUGAUAGGUCUGACCGCAGUCAUUCUCACUUACCACUACACAAGCGGAGACACUGGCUUCGAAAACUUCAUGAGCGGACAAGGUUUUGGCGUGCAAUUCUUGCUUACGGGAGUCGGUGUCAUUAUUAGCUUCUAUUGGCGUUUCGUGUUCCAAGGUAAGCUGAUUCUGUCUCCUGCAUAG